AGCAAACAAAAUUUAUUUAUAUCAGAAACAACAAAAAGACGCCUUUUUUUUUUAUUCCAUCUCUCUCUCUCCCCCCUCACUGCAGCGCUGCCGUCGUAGCCGUCUCCGUCGGCGCCGCCGAAGCAUGACCAGCUCCUCCGCCUCAUCGCGCAAGGCUUUGAGCAAGAUCGCAUGCAAUAGGCUCCAGAAAGAGCUUCUGGAAUGGCAAGUCAACCCCCCGGCCGGGUUCAAGCACAAAGUCUCCGAUAGCCUCCAAAGGUGGGUAGUUGAGGUGAUCGGAGCACCCGGGACGCUGUACACGAACGAGAAGUACCAGCUGCAGGUCGAUUUCCCGGAGCAUUAUCCCAUGGAAGCACCGCAGGUUAUAUUUUUGCACCCUGCGCCUCUUCAUCCGCACAUCUAUAGCAACGGGCACAUAUGUUUAGAUAUCUUGUAUGACUCCUGGUCUCCAGCAAUGACUGUAAGCUCAGUCUGCAUCAGCAUUUUGUCCAUGUUAUCCAGUUCGACCGUGAAGCAACGCCCACCGGAUAAUGAUCGGUACGUGAAGAACUGUCGGAAUGGCCGAUCUCCCAAAGAGACCAGGUGGUGGUUCCAUGAUGACAAAGUAUGAUGCUACUGAUGCUGUUAAUACUCACUACUUCUCCAGCGUUUAUGUAAGCUUAUCGAAAAAUGGCAUGUAUCAUUCCCAUUGGUCUAUGAUUUGCCUUAAAAAGGUUUUUAAUCUUAAAAUUUACUUUUGCAUGUAAUUAUGAAGGGAAGAUUUACCUUGGCUGAAAUGAAUACAUUAUGAUGACUUUAUGGGAUUAGAAUUAAUUUUGCU
Molecule: messenger RNA, 820 nt
Organism: Zingiber officinale
Lineage: Eukaryota; Viridiplantae; Streptophyta; Magnoliopsida; Zingiberales; Zingiberaceae
Product: probable ubiquitin-conjugating enzyme E2 16
Exons: 6
Coding region: 125-610 (161 amino acids)
Source: RefSeq, a predicted model, not a curated record